ACGAUUAACUUAAGGUUCCUCUGUUUGUUUAUCAAGCUAACAACGAAAUAUCAUACAAUGUGUGUGUGUAAAAGCAGGGAAAAGAUGCCCCCUCAAGAACAAUGAGCGUUUGUUGGCAUGUUAUUGAGAGUUUAGCAUGUACAACAACAUACUGUCUGGAGAAAUGGAAACAGUGAUCAGUGUGGUUGUUACAGUACAGCAUUAUGCAGUGAAUGAUCCUUAAUAAAUCAGAAACAUGAUCCGGAUAGCUGCUCUGAAUGCGGCGUCUCAGGCUGCGGAUGAACAUGAAGACUCCUUCAGAAGCACUAAGCCAAGUCAAACAAAGGAAGCCCAGGAGGCGGAAGCGUUUGCACUGUAUCAUAAAGCUCUUGAUCUGCAGAAACAUGACAAGAUUGACGAGUCUGCCAAAGCCUACCAUGAGCUCCUCAAGACCCCACUGCUCAAGGAGGCAGUGGCAUCUGAAGAUGAGAAAGUGGGACUGAAGCAUCCUGGGCUGAUGUUGAAGUACUCCACCUAUAAAAACCUGGCCAGUCUUGCUGUGCUCAGAGAUGAUCUAGACACUGCCAUGGACUUCUAUGUACAAGCUGUCAUGCUGGACUCCACAGAUGUGAAUAUGUGGUUUAAAAUGGGAAAGUUGGCCUUGAGGAAGGCCAGCAUGCCUUUGGCCCGUCAUGCCUUUGAGGUGGGCUUACGCUGUAACCCGGACCACUGGCCCUGCCUGGACAGUCUCAUCACAGUCCUCUACGCUCUCAGUGACUACAGCUGUUGUUUGUACUACAUCUGUAAGGCUCUGGAGAAGGACACAGGCUACAGUAAGGGGCGAGUGCUCAAAGAGAAGAUCUUUGAAGAGCAGCCCUGCCUCAGACGAGACUCUAUGAAGAUGUUCUCCAAACUUGAUGUGUCGGUGCAGUAUGUGGAUGUAGAUGAAGAUGAAGCCCACAGCAUUGUAGAGGAAGCGCUGGAACUGAGGAGACAGAGACAGGCUAAACUCACACGGCACCCGGUAGCUGACCUGCAACUGGUUCAGCCUAUCAAAUACUUCACGUGGAAAAGUGUGGGCGAGAGUUUCUUGGCCAUGUACAAACACCAGAACGCUUGCCUGGUCCCACGGCCUGACUUUGGCCGCCGAAUCGAUUUGUCAAUGUACCGUGACCCGGACUGCCUCCUGCAAAUGCCCACCAGCACUCCAGCGCCCGCCACUGUUGCUUCAGACCCUCCUCAGCCUCCCAUGAAUGUCAGUGUACCUCAGGACCCCCCUGCCCCUCCUCCUGGUCCCAGCAGCCCAAGCUCCAGUCUGCCCCCAUCCACCGAGCUGCUUGUCCAGCCGCAGGCCGAGCCCAUCGCUCCUGGAGGAGUACCGCAGAGCCAGAACAUCAUUGAGAUCAGCACAACCACAGUCACCACUACUGCUGCUAAUGGAGCUGAGGAUGCUGCCGUCACCACGGUUACUACUGCUGCUCUGGAUGCUGCCUUGAGUGAUAAAAUGAAAAAAGGCACCAAGAGAAAACGUGUGGUAGAGGACAACGUAGAGACAGCAAAGAGACGCUCUGCACGUGUCCGGAACACCAAAUGCAAGAAAGAAGAGAAGAUUGACUUCCAAGAGCUCCUGAUCAAAUUCCUCCCCUCUAGGCUGAAAAAGUUUGAAGAUGAUGAAGAUGAGGAGAGUCUCAGUAACAUGGACUCUAAUUGUGACGUCAAACCUGAUUCCCAGUUGAACCGCGGCUCCGGAUCCAACUCGUCUGAGUAUAUCAUCUCUAUGGAGUCAGAGCGCAAGGAUGUGCAUGCGUUCUUGCUGGCGAACAUGCAGAACGGCGGCAUCCUGGAGCUGAUGAUGCGGUUUCUGAAGGCGGUGGGGCAGAUGUUUCUGGAGGAGUGGCCAGCGGGCCUCGGUGGAGUGGUGCUGGAUCUCUUCACCUGCUGGAGGAAACACAGCGCUGGGCUGCCCAACCCACUGCUCAGAGAUUCCAGCAACCAGCACAUAAAGGAAAUGAUGCUGAUGAGUCUCUGCUGUCUGGAGCUGCAGUUGGAACAGAAGUCUAUGAUGAAGGGCCGGAACAUGUCUCAGAGGAAGACCAUGUCUGCUUCAGGAAGGGAUUGUGGGGAAGCAGAUGGACUAGAGACCCGCUUUCAGUCGGAUAUGUUCCUCCUGACCAUGGCCUCGUCUCAGAGAGAUCUGUUUGGAGACGACUGGCUCUCUUUUGCCGUCAGAGUUCACUGGCUUAAAGCACGACACCUCGCCUUUCAGGGGGACAUGGAGGAGGCACUGGAGUGUUACGACAUGUGUGUCGGUCUGCUGAAAUGUCAGACGAGUGAGAUGGAAAAGAUCACCAUCCUCCUGCCCAACCUCAGCAUGGACAAUGCCAUCUCUUUAGAGGAGAUUGAGAAGAAGUUGAAGUCUCUGGAGCGAUGUCAGUCUUUAGAGGAGAUCCAGAGACUGUUUGACACGGGAGACUACCAGUCUGUGGUGCGUUUACUGCAGCCCACACUGAGCUUUGGCCACGGCUCGGCGCGACUGAAACCUCUAGAUUACAUCAGCUCUGCCCCUGAGAGACCAGCACAGCUGCUACUGCUACAGAGUUCCCUGCUGCGGCUGAAAGACUUCAGCACCUGCUUUGAGACAUCUGAAGUGUCUCUCAAUGAGGCCAUGCAGCACUUGAACUCCACAUUACCCAGCAGCCCCUCUGCCAAGGAGGAGUGGGUUUCCACCAUCACGGCCCUGCUGAAGGGCAUCGAAAGCUGCAUCACUGACAAGCCCGAGCUGCUGUGUCACAGCCCGCGCUCCACAAACCUGCCGCGCCUCGCCAACAACCUCAUACAGUUGAUAGCUAACAGCAUGGUCUUACCUGAUGACCCCAAAGAGGCUCAUUUCUCAUCACUGUUGCCAUGGAUUCUGCUGUACCACCUUAUCAAACAGGAGGAGGCAGCGUUUGACUGCAUGCUGCGGCAGCAUAUCACAGACGAGGAUGACGAUGAGGAUGACACUCCACUGCUGCCCUCCUCCCUCAUGCUUCUGAACACAGCACAUGAAUGUCUGGGCCGUCGCUCCUGGUGCUGCAACUCUGAUGGCACUCUGCUCAAAUUUUUUGUGCGUGUGCUGCGGGAGAAGCUCUCAGGACAGGAGAAUCUGCCAUAUAAAGAGGAUCUGGAGACGGCACUGGAGCAGUGUUUCUUCUGCCUGUACGCUUACCCCAGCAAGAAGAGCAAAGCCCGAUACCUGGAGGAGCAUUCUGCCCCACAGGUGGAGCUUCAUUGGAGCGAUGCCAUCUUUAUGUUUGAGUACUUUAAGCCCAAAACCUUGCCAGAGUUCGACAGCUAUAAGACCAGCACUGUCUCUGCUGACCUUGCCAACCUGCUUAAAAGGCUUUCUGGAAUAAUCCCACGCAAUGACGGCCCCACACUCUCUGUAGAUGACGUGUCUGCCUAUAUUGAGGGAGGUGCUGUCAAGGUGCCAGCACUUCCAGAAGGAGCUUCCCCGGCACCCCCUGUGGUUAACGAGCUGUACUACCUGCUGGCGGACUACCACUUCAAAAACAAAGAGCAGUCUAAAGCCAUCAAGUUCUACAUGCACGACAUCUGCAUGUGUCCCAACAGGUUUGACUCAUGGGCAGGCAUGGCUCUGGCACGCGCCAGUCGUAUCCAGGACAAGUUGAACUCUAAUGAGCUCAGGAGUGACGGACCCAUCUGGAAAAACUCUCUGGCUGUGCUGACCUGUUUCAAGCGGGCUCUGGAGAUAGACGGCUCCAACCUCUCCCUAUGGAUCGAGUUUGGAACCAUGUCCUAUGCCUUGCACUCCUUUGCUUCCAGACAGCUCAAACAGUGGAAACGCGAACUUCCCCUGGACUUGAUCAAACAGAUGGAAGAGCGCAGAGACUCAAUGUUGGAGACGGCGUCGAAGUGCUUUCAGAGCGCCUCUCGCUGUGACGGCGAUGAGGAGGAGUGGCUCAUUCACUACAUGCUGGGAAAGAUUGCAGAGAAGCGCAAAUUGCCACCGAAAGACUACCUGCAGCUGUUCAAAAAGUCUGCACACUACCUGCACGAGGAGGCAGCCCGAUACCCGCGCAAAAUCCACUACCACAACCCGCCUGACCUCGCCAUGGAGGCCUUAGAGCUGUUUUUCCGCCUGAGCGCCACAAUUCUGAAGUUGCUGGAGAAUGAGGAAGAUGAUGGUGAACAGUCUGAGCAGCAGAUGAAGCUCCUGGAUUAUGAUCUGUUCUUCAGCAUGCUCGCCGAAGCUGCCGUCGGACCCUUUGCACGUGGAGAGGAGAAGACCACACCCAAAACCAGCAGCGACAAGGAAAAGCUUCCAUCCAUUAACGACGAAGACUCACGCUCUUCGGUUGGCGUGAGUACCUGUCCGGCAGCAUUGACCACCUCAUCUGUCACAUCUGUGGUGGCUGCAGCAACUUCAUUGCCUGGCGACGGUGCGGCAGGUGCGAGUUCUCCCACGUACGCGGUCACUCCGGUCGACCACGAUUACGUCAAACGUAAAAGCGUGCAGCAGAGGCACAGGCGGGGGCAGGAGCUCCAGCAGCAGCAGCCGCAGCAACAGCAGCAGCAGGACGCUGACUUCUCACAUGACCAUGACUACUGCGUGUGUCUCUCUGCUUUGCGGCCAGGAUCUGCGUAUGAGCAAAGUCAGGACAGUGUUGCUGGCAUGUCGGACUCCAGCUCCUUGCAGGAUGUCUUCAUGGAUCCCACCAGCUCACAGGACAGCAGCCACAAGGUCGAUACUGGGAAGUGUAGUAUUUUUCCAGAAGAAUCAAAUGCCAUUGAAAAAGAGAAACGGGCCACUGUAGAGGACAAUCUAGGCACCUUGGAGGACAAGAACAUAGACAUCAGCUCCGCCACACUGUCUCAAGAAUCUUCUGUCACACAAGAGUCUUCAGAUACCACCUUAUCCAUCACCUCCCCUGAGGCCUCCGUCCCGAAAACUCCUACCACAGACACCCCGACCCAAGCUCCAUCUCUGCCGCCACACACGGCCCAACCUCACAAACUCCACUCCCAGACGGGCUCCUCCAGCGAGGGGAAGCGCAGACCAGAGCCGCCGCCUCCCCUGGAAGUGAUAGAGUUGCCCAAGUGUCUGCCGACGGGACGGGGAGAACAGAGGAAAACACUAGUGGACGUGUGUGUGAGGUCUCUCUUCCUGUGUCUGAGUCGCUACCCACAGCAUUACAAGAGUCUGUACCGUCUGGCCCACCUGUACGCCUACAGCAAGACACACAAGAACCUGCAAUGGGCACGAGAUGUGUUGCUAGGGAGCAGUGUCCCAUGGCAACAGCUGAAACACAUGCCGGCACAAGGACUUUUCUGCGAGAGGAAUAAGACCAAUCUGUUCAAUUUGCCGUACAAGAAAAACAAACAUUCCUGUCCAGUUUUCUUUGGAUUCCUGAACAGUUCAUUCAUCAUCACACCUGGCAUCUGGCGUAUUCCAGUAGAUGAGAUCGAUCGUCCGGGUAGUUUUGCAUCUCAUAUGAACAGAUCCAUCGUGCUGUUGCUGGAUGUUCUGUCUCAACUGAAAGAUCACCACACGUUACUCAAAAUCUCCCUCAUGCUUCAGAGAACCCCCGACCAGGGAAAGAAGUACUUACGAGAUGUGGACCGACAACUUUUGGCCAAGCGAGCGUUUUUCUUCACUGUAAAAGUGCUGGAAGACAAUCUGGAUAAACUCACAGGGGUAAGUGAUCCCCCUAAACCAUCUACCGCCUCUAUGGGUGAAAUGACCACAGUGGAUGUGUCCAAUCGGCCUCCAGUUGCAGAGGACACCAAAUGCUCCCACACUAGCCAGCCUAAAGCAGGACUCCCCGACACCCCUGCGGUCACAGGAAGUGAGACUGGACCUACUGGCAUGCCUCAACAACAUUCCGCCACACUUCAGUUCUCCCUGGAACCUUUAACUCAGGUGACAGCGGUCACCGUUCACCCCAGAGAAGGUACUUCAGGACUUGGAGAGCCUAUGGAGCUUGGCUCGGGAUCAUGGCCGGGUGCCUCAAAAUUCAGAGACCCUCAAACGGCAGUUGACACUGUCCCACAAGAGCAGGGGAUGGUCAAAUCAGUCACGGAGGAGGCCGAUAAGGUCCCAGAGAGCAGUCGGGCGACGGAGCUGUCGCUGGAGGAGUUGAGCAUUAGCUCUAAACAGCAGCAGCUACAGAAUCAGGUGAACGCAGCUAAAGGAGCGCUAACUAUGGCCACAACACCAACGCCAAGCACACCUUUACCUAGCAGCCCUGAGCUGGCGCUACCGCAGAGACCCAACAGGAAGAGGAAACUGCUGGAUGAUGUGGAGUCGGGCAAGACGCUGCUUCUGGAUGCGUACAGGGUGUGGCAGCAAGGUCAGAAGGGCAUGACCUACGACCUGCAACGCAUCGAGAAGAUCAUGUCGGAGACCUACAUGCUGAUUAAACAGGUGGAUGAGGAUGUAGCGCUGGAUCAGGCUGUGAAGUUCUGCCAAAUUCAAAUGGCGACGUCGGCACAAAGACAGAGCUCCAGUGAUGCGCCCAGCACUCCCAAGUUUAGUAAAGACCAGCGAGACAUCUUCUUCCCAGCAUCGUUCUCCACGCCGUGCCUCCACACGCACACAUACACGGCAUCAACGCAGGACGGGGAGGCCAAGCUGAGCAAGACCCCUCGGCCGCUUCACAUACAUCCACAGACACACAGCACUCCAACACAGAUCUACUGCCCGCCCUCCAGCCAACCCGACCAAUCGCAGCAGCGGAAGACGCCUAGCCAACCAAUAGCAAGCAUGGCCUUCUUGCCCCACACAGAGGACCGAGAGGAGGCCGCUUCAGAGGGUCUGCUGUACCGCCAGCAUGAGUCGCACCUGUGUCAGCAGAUGAAGAUGGCCAGCGUCUCUCAGAUUCACAGCACACAGGACUGGGCCGGUCAUGAGCCACCAUCCUGCUCCACACACACCAGCACAGAAAGUGACCAGUCGAAGCAGGGUGAUGCGAGUCGCAUCCGCUCCAGAAUUCCACCCAACAUGCCCAAACUGGUGAUUCCCUCCACAGUCACUAAAUUCCCCCCAGAGAUCACAGUCACGCCCCCCACGCCCACCCUGCUCUCGCCGAAAGGUAGCAUCUCUGAGGAGACCAAACAGAAACUCAAGAAUGUGAUCCUGUCCUCUCAGUCGGCAGCUAACGUGAAGAAAGACACUCUCGCUCAGCCCGCUUUAGAGGUGCAAGAGACGUCGAGUCAGGAAUCCUCCCUGGAGAGCGAGUCCGAUGAGGAAGACGACUACAUGGACAUUUGAGCCGUACAGCUUUGACCCGCACUGCUGCAGAACUCCAGCUGAACUCUGAAGUGAAAUCUCCUUUUUUUUUUAAUCGUGUAUCUGCAGCUAAUCGUUGACGGUUUCGUCCGAGUCCGUUUUUCUCCGCUGUAUGCACGUUUUUCAGCGAAAGGGCUUUUUCCUACCCUGGCACUUGUGUCCUGUUGUUUUUGCUCCUCUGCUGCUAAGCAUGGACUGGGUUUCUGUGUUCUUCUGUUGUUUUUUCGUUGUGUACAAUCUUGCAAAGUGCCAUUUUUACUCCAGCAGUUAAAAACGACGCUCACAGCUAACCGCAGCCACCACGCUGGAUUCAUGGAAAAUCAGUAAAAAAUGUUCUACUUUUAAGGAUGGAUUGUGUAAUAUUGGCAGUUUGUGUAAUGCAAUUUACUCUCUCAGAGUUUCUUGGGCAUUAAAUCCAUCAUGAUGUUGUUUACAGAUUUAACAGGAAGAACGUUUUGCUUGAUGUUUGCUCAGCUCAGCGGUGUAAAAUAAACAUGAUUCAUAUCACUACCAAGUUUGGGUGGCAUCGCUACCAAAACGUGGAAGAUCCUCUUGGGAUGUCAGCAUGCAAAAGUGAGAGUUUUUCCAGCCGUCUCUGUGUUUCUGCAUAUGUGUUCGUGCGUGCGCUAUUCUUUGUUUUUUCAGAGCUGCCUGCACGUAUAGUGCCCGCGGAGCAUCUCCGUUUGUCCGGUCGUCCGUGCUUCAGCUGUCGGCUUUUUAAAGGAGAGUUCUACCAGUUCCUUCACAGCACCUCAAGAGUUCAAUUUAUAUAUUUAAUUAUUAUAGAUUACUGGAUUGGUAAUCUGUUGGUUGUAAAAAAAAUAUCAAGUAUAUUUUAAGACACCAAAAAUCCCAUUGCUGUUGUAUUACUGUUAGUAUCUCACGUUUUUGACCUGAUUUAUUACAUUUCCAUUCGAGGAUCGUAAACAACAGCACGCCACCAGCACUGAGAAGAUGUGACGAUUAUUCAUAUCGCAGUUCAAAUAUGAAUGUGAUCUAACUAGCUACAGAAGAAUAGAAUUACUUUUUUAUUUGUAUUUUUUUCAAGGAUUAUGUCUGCCAUCACAGCCAUUGUUUUUUCUUAAUCAGAUGAAAAUGCCUAAAAAUGGUGCUGAUCCCUUAUUUUUGGCUUUUCUUUGAAUGGUUAAAUGGAAAGUUCACAAUAAAAUGUUUUUCUUUUUUUCUUCUGUGAAAAUUUAGCAGAAUGUUCACGCUGCUCUUUCCAUGCAAUGAAAGUGGAUUUAGACCUGGAGCUGUCAAGACUCACAAAAAGCACCUUAAAAAAUAGUCCAUAUGACCAUAUUUUCACCUAUUUUUCAAGUAAUUGAAGUUCUAAUAUGGUACGUCACACCAGGUUUUCGGUGAAUGAUUUUUCUCUUCCUCACACAAGACUGUCAAAUGGCUAUAGAAGACUUGAAAUCUAGUGCACAAGCCAUAUGGACUAUUUUAUGGUACUUUUUUUGUCAUUUUUGGAGCCUUUGACCAACGUUAACUUACACCGUAUGGGGAAGAACAGCGUGAACAUCCUGCCAAACAUCAUCUUUAGCCGUCUUUCGAGUUUAUAAUGACAUGAUGGUGAGAAAAUGAAGUACUUUUUGAGUGAACUGUCCCUUUAAUCAAGGAAAAGUGGCCUAAUGUUAGUUCUAUUGAGGUUCUGGACCUGUGGGAUUUAGUUUCAAAUUGAAGUAGCACUGCUUUAUCUCGGAGCAUUAAGAGCAUGUCAUCGUUUCCUCGUGACGUGUCUGUAUGUAGACGGCGAUCGUGGCUGCCGCUGGUAGCGUUCCCAACCAGAUCUGUUUUUGGAAGUUUUUCCAGUUCUGAUAUAAAGAGUCAUUUAGACGGAGGAAUGUUUUUUACCGAACGUUUUCUACUUGUAGAUGGAUAAAUAGCUACCAGUAUUUUUUUGAGUGCAGAAUUUUUCAAGACUUUGAAGGACUUUGAAAUGUUUCGAUGCAAUGAGCAUGUGUGACCAAACUACCUGUAAACAGAUGUUUCUAUUUUUUCCUCUUUGUAAAAUAAUAUUUUGUUUGUUGUUGUCUUUUGAAUGCUGUCUCUAUGCUUGUGUUAAGAAUGUAAGACGAGGUGGGUAAAUCCUCUGCUCUCUAGAGAUGGGAGCUUUUCUGUGGGGUAUUAUACUGUCCUCAGGCUUUUUUCUGAGAAGAUUGAUAUUUCUGACUUGCUGCAUUGAUGAUAUCACAAAACCAAAAAUACACUUACAACAUUUUUACCUGA
Molecule: messenger RNA, 9502 nt
Organism: Megalobrama amblycephala (Wuchang bream)
Lineage: Eukaryota; Metazoa; Chordata; Actinopteri; Cypriniformes; Xenocyprididae
Gene: cabin1
Product: calcineurin binding protein 1
Exons: 40
Coding region: 236-7252 (2338 amino acids)
Biological process (GO): chromatin organization
Cellular component (GO): nucleus
Molecular function (GO): protein binding; nucleosome binding
Source: RefSeq, a predicted model, not a curated record